AUGCUUGUUGCAAAAUUAAACACAUUGAAAGUUCUGUUAAAAAAAGUACAAGUAACAUUUCAGCGAAAUAUUCAAGUGUCGGUCAUAGGGGCGGCGUCUGAUGUGGGGUCCAACUUGGCUUUGCUCUUGAAGCAAAACAAUAAAAUAUCGAGAUUGCAACUGUACGAUAAUAACGAGACGGUCAAUGCACUCGGAUUGGACCUGGGCUGUUUGCCCGGUGGGCCUUUCGUUUCGACGUUUGCGGGUGCGUGUAUGCUGCUGCCGUCAUUAAGAUUUUCGGAUCUCGUUGUGAUGGUCGACAGGGUGCAUAGGAAGCCGGGGUACACUCGCGAGCAAAUGAUUUUCUGUAACGCACCGAUGGUCCAAAGGCUCUGCAGAGCGCUGGCCGAGAUGAAUUCGAAUGCGUUCCUAGCGAUCGGCACCAGCCCCCUGAACUCGAUUGUACCUUUCGCUAGCACGCUUUUACAUAAGUACGGCACGUACGAUCCCUUCAAAGUUUUCGGCGUGACCCACUUGGAUCUAGCGCGGGGAAGAGCGCUCACGGCGAGCGCGCUACAAGUCGACUCGUCUGAAAUACAUGUGCCCAUAAUCGGUGGCCACUCUGAUGAGACGAUUGUGCCCCUGUUUUCGAACAUAACACCGAGCAACUGUUCUGUUGACGAGCGUCAGGCGGACUUCCUCACCAGGCUUUUAAGGAAGGCCGGAACGGAGGUUAUCAAUAAGAAGAUGGGUAGUGAUUCGGCAACUUUGUCCGUGGCCUGGUCGAUAAAUGAGUUCGUCGACUGCAUCCUCGACGCGCUGCGCGGUGCCGAGGUGACAGUGAACGCUUUCACGGCCAAUCCCCAUUUCGGCACGAAAUAUUUCUCGGGACCAACCGUCGUCGGCCCGAACGGCAUACUGCAACCGUGCUACGAGUUUACGUUGUCCAAUUACGAAAAUAAACUCCUGAAUCGAGCACUGCCUAUGAUAAAUAGAGAUGUAUCGCAGGGAGAAGAAUAUGUUGAUGUGUUUGAAAGCUUCUCUAAGAAAAUU
Molecule: messenger RNA, 1032 nt
Organism: Iphiclides podalirius (scarce swallowtail)
Lineage: Eukaryota; Metazoa; Arthropoda; Insecta; Lepidoptera; Papilionidae
Source: the annotation of a GenBank genome assembly